Alternaria infectoria is the source of this 1149-nucleotide messenger RNA. RefSeq lists its product as uncharacterized. NCBI's taxonomy places the organism in Eukaryota, Fungi, Ascomycota, Dothideomycetes, Pleosporales, Pleosporaceae. Bases 1 to 1149 code for a protein of 382 amino acids. The transcript is spliced from 5 exons. The record is from RefSeq and is a predicted model, not a curated record.
AUGGCCCGCUCAACAGAAGAGUUAGAGGAGCUAGAGUUCUACUAUGUUAUCUUUCCCACGAAGCUUCUUCCAGAGGAAGAAUACACUCUCGAGGACCUCGAUAUCGGCUUUACCUGCUCCUCCUCUGUAGCAAAAGACAUCAGCAAUCAAUUGACCAAACACUUAAACCCGAAGAGAUGGGAGUGUAGAAAUCUGGGCAGCCUUACCAAGGAGCAGAUUAUGGACCAAUACAAACUCAAGGAGGAAGACAUUGUCGAGCCAGCCCGGUUAUCAUCACCCACAGCGACCAUGAUAACACUCUACUUGAUAACCUAUCCACCGAAGCUUCCCAAGAAAGGCUUCAUUCCCAACGAAGAGAGGUGUGUCGGCGUCACACCUCACGCCUACAUUAACGAACGCGUCAAGAAAAUAGCCGCAAUGCCGUCAUUUAUAGGUUGGAAAGCUGAAACCAUUGAAUGCGACCUCGAAGAUCCUAUUAUCAAGAGAUAUAUCGAGAAGGAUGGAGGGAAAGUGAAGAUUGUUGGUGAUGAAUGGAGACCAAACGGGAAUGAUACAUGGGCUACUGCUAAAUGUACCUAUACAAACAAGUAUUUCAUCGCACAAGAGAUCGAUGCGUUGAAGGAUGAGCCUAAGAGAUUCUGGUAUACUCUAGUCUUAUUUCUCAUGAAUGAAGAGGACCUUGAAGACUACAAGAGCCUCGACGGAGGUUGUGAGCCUUUUCGCGAGGAAAUUGCGGAUGGGAGGAAUGUGGACGGUGGAUGGAUUGCGAAAGGCACUCGGAGGAUACGUUAUUGCAUAACUCCUGUUGCUCCUGAGAUACUUCCACCGGUCAACGCCGAAGAACUCAAAAUCUUGAAAGGGAAAUACGGCGGAAGCGAACCCGUCAAAAACCGCGACCCAUAUCUGAUACUCGGUUCCGACGAGUGGAGAUUGAACGCUACAGAUUUUCUUGGGGAGGAUUUCUAUGAUGCUGAAAAGAAGAAGGACGAAGACGAUGAGGACUCGAACUCUGAAAGCGAUGGUGAAGAACCAUGGGCAACGAGCGGCUUACUAGACUUUCUCGAGAAGUUCCAUUCUGAAGCAUCCAAGAAACCGGCGGAAUAUGUCCCCAUUCCAGGACGUGGGGCGGAGCUGAUGAAGGAUUUAUGA